ACGUUUCACUUGAGUCACAGGUGGAUAACGGAGCACAAGCAACUGCCCAGCACAACGAAUCAAACUGCCACUCGGGGAGGAUCAAAGCCUAAUCCAGGAAACACAGAGCCAAUCCCAGGAUUUAGUGAGAAAUAGAGAUCCAGUUACACAAUGUCUCCCCGUGUCUCCCCCACAGUCGUCUGCCUCGUACUCUGCACCCUCUUUGUCUUGGGUACCAGCACCAGUUCUACUCUAGAUCCCACCUUUUCUACUACAGCUACACCUGAUACUGAUACUACUCAUACUACUAACAGUACUGCAACUCCUGAUACUACCCAUACUACUAACAGUACUGCAGCUCCUGAUACUACCCAUACUACUAAUAGUACUGCAUCUCCUGAUACUACUCAUACUACUAACAGUACUGCAUCUCCUGAUACUACUCAUACUACUAACAGUACUGCAGCUCCUGAUACUACCCAUACUACUAAUAGUACUGCAUCUCCUGAUACUACCCAUACUACUAACAGUACUGCAACUCCUGAUACUACUCAUACUGCUAACAGUACUGCAUCUCCUGAUAUUACUCACACUACUAAUAGUACUGCAACUCCUGAUACUACCCACACUACUAACAGUACUGCAUCUCCUGAUACUAUUCAUACUACUAACAGUACUGCAUCUCCUGAUACUACCCACACUACUAAUAGUACUGCAACUCCUGAUACUAGCCAUACUACUAACAGUACUGCAACUCCUGAUACUACCCAUACUACUAACAGUACUACAUCUUCUGAUACUACCCAUACUACCAACAGUACUACAAAUCCUAAUUCUAGUAUCUCCCAUACUACUAACAGUACUGCAUCUCCUGAUACUACUCAUACUAUUAACAGUACUGCAUCUACUGAUACUACCCAUACUACUAACAGUACUGCAUCUACUGAUACUACCCAUACUACUAACAGUACUGCAUCUACUGAUACUACCCAUACUACUAACAGUACUGCAUCUACUGAUACUACCCAUACUACUAACAGUACUGCAUCUACUGAUACUACCCAUACUACUAACAGUACAGCAUCUACUGAUACUACCCAUACUACUAACAGUACUGCAACUCCUGUUACUACCCAUACUACUAACAGUACAGCAUCUACUGAUACUACACAUACUACUAACAGUACUGCAACUCCUGUUACUACCCAUACUACUAACAGUACUGCAUCUACUGAUACUACUCAUACUACUAACAGUACUGCAUCUACUGUUACUACCCAUACUACCAACAGUACUGCAACUUCUGAUACUGCUACCACCCACACUACCAUCAGUACUGCAUCUUCAAAUACUGGCAUCACACAUACUACAAAUAGUACUGCACCCCCCAAUACUGGUGCCACCUCUACAAUCAAGACUAUUGCAUCCAGUGCUAGCACACUGCCUGUACAGAACACAACUGCUCCGAAUAGUAACAUCUAUGUGAGCAUAAGACUACUCACAGAUUAUGUCACCGCUUAUACUGAUUCAACCUCUCAGGAAUACAAGACUUUGGAGAAUAACAUUGUGCAAUUUUACAAUGACACGUUUGCUUGCUCAGCUUGUAAAACAAAAAGUACCUAUCGAGGAGCUACACUCCUUACACUUGAACCUGGUUCAGUUAUCGCCAACACUAGAUUGUCCUUCAGCGACCAAGAAACUCCGACCAACGUCAAGAGUUUAAUAGAUGCACAAUUAUCUCAAACGAACAGCAUGAUUGGAGGGAAUAAAGUAUCAGAUGUCCUAACAAGUAGAUCGCCCAUAGUCAGUACGACCACAGGUCCAUCUGUGCCAGGCUGGGGAAUUGCUCUACUUGUUCUGAUGUCGGUCAUUGUGUUGAUUGCCUUCAUCUUCAUAAUAGUCAUGAUAACCAACCAAUGUCGUCGUAACAACAGUGGUUUCAUGGAUGUGUUUUCCACUCGAAACUCGUACCACACCAUGAACGACUAUACAUCUUAUCAAACACAUGGACGCUACAUUGCACCCAACAAAUAUAAUGAGGCUGGCAACGGGGCAAAAAACAAGUUUUCCUACACAAAUCCAACUCUUGAAACCAAUGACUUGUAAGGUGGAACAGAAGAGGAGAAUUGUGCUCCCCAGGGGAGCUUGCCUUAAACCUACGCCCCUUGCUGAACUUUCCCUUGAAAUGGACUCAAUGCCGGAGCCGUUACACAAAAUAGUAUAUUUCCUCUGUGGACACAGUGAUAAGACCAUGGACUAAUGACGUAUCCUCCAGCAAUAACAAGCAAGUCCUUCUGGCUGUAGAACGGAGAGCCAUAAAAAUGAACAUUUGGACCGAAGUUCUCUUUCCCAAUCUGUCAUCGUAUGAAUGAAAAGUAAAAGCAGUUUUGGCUGUUCUGGCAGCCAGGUCAGAAAGUGAUGAAAUAAAUGGGGGACUGGAGGCCUUGCCUCACUGGUCACGAGGAACUCCUACUAAGCUAAUGAUCUCCGUAUGAAUAGCCGCCUGCCUUCCAAGAGUUGCCUGGACUCACCACUAUCAGUAACCCGCAGCUCCAUUGUUCCACUUGGGUUUCUCUGCUUUGCAUUUGCUCCAUUGACUCAGAAUAGGAAGUUUGUCCUGUGCUCCUCUAGCCAUAGUCUUGGGCUUGGGCCGAGGAGCACAGAACAGACUGGUCCUAUGAAUAGUAAUCCCUUGUGUCCCAGCAAAAUACACGUCAUUCCCCCCUUACACUGAGGCUAAUGUGCUGCUUUACCAGUAUGUUCCGGAUGCAGGAUCUGGAGAAUCCCAUACUCUUUCUUUAAUGGGUGAAUGAUGGGUCCCUGCACCCCAGGCUUUGUAUAUAAGACUUUUUAUGAAACACGUGAGAGGGAGAGGAGCACAGAAGUGCCAACAUCAAUCAUUGUAAGUUUUGGUUUGUUUAACUUGCACAGUCAGGGCAAGACGAGGAAAACCAGUACACGUCUAAUUCUCCUAUACCCACAAGCACACUUUGUACAUAUUGCCAUUGAAAUACAUAAAUCUCUGUUCACUCUGUUAACUCUGUGCCCAGCCUCUGGCAUUCAUAGCCCCAACCUAAUAAUCAGGCCAAAGCUCAUUCUCGUUUGAUUUCAGCUAAAAUGCCGUUGGGUGUUAACAGUUAGUCAUAUGCCAAUAAGUUCUGGUCGGAGCCCCCUUUAGCUGAGUGAGAAGGAAACACACAGGAGGGCUCUCUGGAUACGGAAAUGUUUCAAGAAAAUACAAACUGCCCUGGAAAUUAGUGGCCACAAUACAGGCCCUGACCCCCCAUCUUUCCAGCAUUGGACAGUAGGGUGCCAUGUUUGUUGGGCAUUGCCAUUCCUGACAGCAGAAACCUUACUUCAUAUACAACGAGAUAAUCAGUGUUAUCAGCUGUUACCCUGAGAGAUUGUGGGGUAAAUACAACUUAUUGUCAUAAUAUUCCAUUUUGGCUCAAAAACGUAAUAUCCAGCCUCAGCCAUAGAUAAAUACACAAAUACAUAAAUACAUAAAUACAUAAAUACAUAAAUACAUAAAUACAUAAAUACAUAAAUAAUAUAUACACACUAUGGCAACUCUCUUGCACAUCCUCAAUAUCCCUCUGUCCUGUAUGUAGAGCUAUUUCUGUAUUUAUAUAAAAUAUUUGUAUAUCUGUAUGUUUGCUAAAUUAUGUGUUUUCAUGAUGAUUUGUUGGAAAAUAAAACCAUGAAAGAA
Messenger RNA from Xenopus laevis (African clawed frog), 3688 nucleotides. It is a transcript of the gene muc1.L, whose product is annotated as mucin 1, cell surface associated L homeolog. The record is from RefSeq and is a predicted model, not a curated record. NCBI's taxonomy places the organism in Eukaryota, Metazoa, Chordata, Amphibia, Anura, Pipidae. The coding region runs from base 151 to 2085 and encodes 644 amino acids. The transcript has 7 exons.